This is a messenger RNA of Closterium sp. Yama58-4, 1695 nucleotides long. The record is from the annotation of a GenBank genome assembly. NCBI's taxonomy places the organism in Eukaryota, Viridiplantae, Streptophyta, Zygnematophyceae, Desmidiales, Closteriaceae.
AUGAGCCCUUACCAAUACAGUUCAUACAAUUCUGGAAAACGUGGCACCAGUGGUGCAAGGCCAUCAGAGUCUGGAGGCAAGCGCACGACAUUGACACGCAAACGAAACUACAACCAGCAAGGGAAGUAUCGCGGAGUGAGGAAGCGCGGAGCGUCAAGCUUCAUCGCAGAGAUUAAAGACACCAGUAGCGGGGUCCGCAAGUGGUUGGGCACGUUCCCUUCUGCAGAGGAGGCUGCUCGGGCGUUUGAUGAAGCUGCCUUUGAAAUACGAGGAUCAACUGCAAAGCUUAACUUUCCACGAGAGUAUAUCAAGGGAAGGGGAGGAGUACUAGGUUCCAAUCCUCCAAAGCUACUAGGAUCUGCGGCUACGACUAAGAUGGAAACGGCAGGAAUGGAGGCAGGUAAUAUUGCUGGGAGUAGUAACGGACUGGGCGCUCUGGAGAAGAAGGAUUCGUUUGAACAGGUUGGGAAGGGCGUUUCUAUAAGCUCUGGCGCUCAAGGCGCUCUGAAAGGGAAGGAAGUAGAGUGUGUUGAAGAUGCUGAUGAAAGACAAUUGGUGGGAGUGGACAAGCAGAUAAAGUCGUGGUUAGGAGAAGGAACAAGCAGGGCGAUGGGAACGGUGGCAGCAGGAACAGGGGGAGAUCUGGGGACUGUAGGUUCAGCCUUGGUAGGUGAAGCUGCAGGAGGGGGAGAUGGAGGGAUGUGCCUAGUAACAAAAGCGUCAGAAAUCAGUGUUCUGAGUGGACCUCCUGCAGUGAGUCUUCGGAUUGGACCUCCUGCAGAGAGUCUUCGGAGUGGCCCGGUAUACUCUCCUGAUUUUGAGUCGACUAAAAAACCGGCGUAUUCUCCUGAUCGGAGCUCCAAUGUCAGCAGCAGAAGUUCUGAGAAAACCGCACCUGUCUCCUCUGCCCCUUCAGCCUGUGCCUGUUUCGUACACUCCAUCCUUCCUGCUACCUCUACUCCAUCCACCUCUGCUGAUGUGCUACACCCCACCCUUCCUCCUUCCACUGCCCCUUCCAUCUCUACUUCUUUCUUAGACUCCACCCUUCCUGCUGCCUCUGCUCCUUCCACCUGUAUCGAUGUGCUACACCCCACCCUUCCUCUUUCCACUGCUCCUUCCACCUCUGCCACCCUUAUACACUCCAGCCGUCGGCCUGCUGGUUGGGAGUGCAGUGUCGAUGUUUCUGGGACAGUGAUGAUGCCAGGAGGGGAUGGGUCACUGCAAGAAGCAGAGGAUAUAGUGGAGUUACCAAGCAUCAUUGCAGGCCCAGCUUCAACCAUGCUCACAAGCUGGCAUGCUGAGAUGAUGAUGCAGUAUGCGCCUGCCAUCGUGCCCCCGUUUGAGCCGCACUCAAGGCGGCAUGAUCAUGGCAUGCGGAAAGAAAAAGCAGCUGCAUGGUGCGCUUCUGCAGACCUUCCAGGAGCUCCAUGUCCCAUGGAGGAGAGGAGGGAGCAGCAAACGCCUGGGAGCUACACCUCAGACUUGGAAAACAGCUACACAGCCAACCGAAUUUUCAGCCCUUCGUUGUCCGAUACUGUUAUCGAACCCCGUCAGAAGCCUCAUUCCGAACCUUCACCUGUGAUGUUUCAAAGCCACAGCGUCUCUUCCCCCGUGGAGCUGCGGGUUGCCAGUUCUUCAAUCCCUGAGUCACAGCCGUCUGUGGGAAACACUGGUCGUGUCGGUGAUGCUGUGUGA